AUGCUGGUGGCCCAGCUGCUGUUCAGGCACCUUUUCGCGGUGGUUGCACGGGCCAUGAUUCCGAAGAAGCCUCGCUGGUCAUACCAAGUGUGGGGCGCAAAGGUCACGCGUUGUUGCGACUCGAUCUUCAAGUGUUGCUACUACUGCGCUAUGACUACCUGGUGCUUUGCCUUGCUCAGAGACCAGCCAUACCUGCCGCGGUUGCUGGGCGGCAGCGGGGACACCCGAAACUGCUGGCGCGGCUAUCCUUUCCAGGACAUCCCCUCAGAACUCUGCAGCUUCUACCUGACUGCAGUGGGCUACCAUCUCAGUGAGGUGGCCAUGCUGCUUCUAGAGGCCGCGCGCUGUUUGGUCUCGUUCGAAAUGGUCCCAGCAGCUUCCUGGACCCUGUGGCAUCCUGAUUUUUGGGAGAUGCUGCUCCACCACAUCGUGACGUGGACACCCCAGCGUGGGGCGGUGAUGACGGUGAUGACAGACAUUCUCCAGUCCGCAUCUACACAGGCUUUCAUGCUUCCUGGAGGCAUCGGCAGCCUGGUCUUGCUCCUGCACGGGGUCACGGACAUCUUUGUCUACCUUUCGAAGGACGGCCAUCGGCGUGCUCACAAUCUGUUGAACGAUGGGAUGCAGGAGAACCAUGACCAGGCCAGCCCCGAACGAGUCGUCUCAUGGGGCUUCAUCAAUUUCGGCCUGUUCACCCUCUUCCUGCUGCACAUGUAUUGGUUUGGCAUGAUCAUCAAGAUCGGCACCCACUACAGGCAGACGGGUCAAGCCAGAGACCUUCAGUCGAACCUCUCAUCUAUGGACAUGGACAAGAAGCGGACGUGA
Molecule: messenger RNA, 825 nt
Organism: Symbiodinium natans
Lineage: Eukaryota; Dinophyceae; Suessiales; Symbiodiniaceae
Source: the annotation of a GenBank genome assembly